Molecule: messenger RNA, 1813 nt
Organism: Homarus americanus (American lobster)
Lineage: Eukaryota; Metazoa; Arthropoda; Malacostraca; Decapoda; Nephropidae
Product: leukocyte elastase inhibitor-like
Exons: 3
Coding region: 224-1465 (413 amino acids)
Molecular function (GO): serine-type endopeptidase inhibitor activity
Source: RefSeq, a predicted model, not a curated record
GGGGUGCGGUGAAGCCAUAUCCAGAUUGUAAACACGGGCCCGCUGUUACAAUUUUCCUUCAGUUGUACAGUAUAUCGCCGUGCGUAAGUUGGGGGUUCCCAUAUGCAGUGUCAACAGAGGCGGACAUUUCCAGGUACUGUUGCAACUGGAUCAAGAUUUAUAGAAGAGUUUCAGUGGAGGAGAAUCAGUGUUAGUCAAGCUACCGCAGCGACAGGACAGAAGGAUGCGUUACUUGGUGAUCAUAAUAGCCUUGUUAGGGGUAAGCUGGUGUCAGGCUGGCCCCCUUACUCCUACACAACCCCUCCACUCCCGUAGAGAAGCUCCAGCCGUCAGGUUUGGUGACUUUAUUCAAGAGUUCGCGUUGGACUUGUCUUCGGAGAUCAGGGAUCCAGGAACUGUGACGUUCUCGCCCCUCAGUAUAAGUUCCCUCCUUUCCGUACUGCUGCUGGGAUCCUCAGGUGUCCCUUACCACCAGCUGUAUAAUGCCCUACAUCUUCCUGUCGGUGUUACCGAAGCCAAGAUUCACAGCACCUUUAAGGAACUCAUUGAUUCCGUAACACACGCUAGACAAGGUGUUACUCUCAAUGUCGCCAAUGGUCUCUUCCUUCAGAGUGGAGUUGGUAUUUUGUCUGACUUCACCAACAGUGCCAAUAAGAGUUAUGGUGCCAGUGUGCGCAUAGUAGACUUCAACACGAAACCCGCCGAAGCGACUAACGUCAUCAACGAUUGGGUGAAGGAUGGCACUAAUGGUCUAAUCCCCCAACUCUUGGCAGACCCACUCAGCACGGAGACGAUAUUCGUGGCAGCCAACACGGUGUUCUUCAAGGGUGAUUGGAAGAAUCCCUUCGACCCUGAGUUCACAAGGCUCGCGCCUUUCCAUACUGGAAAAGAGACCAUUGAAGUGCCAAUGAUGCGAUCCGUUAUGACUGUACCUUACGUAGAUAUCCCCGACUUGGAUGCUCACAUGAUUGCGCUGCCCUACGAAGGUGAUCAAUUUGCCAUGUUUAUUUUGAUGUCACAAGGCCCCGCUUCUGAUAAACUGGAGGAUAUCGAGUUCAUGCUCGACGCAAGCAUCAUCAACGGGUAUAUCAACAGCAUGACCAACUCCGUUGUCAACGUGUGGCUGCCCAGAAUGCGCCUCAGCUACAAGACCAGCCUUAAGCCCACCCUCCAAGCACUUCUAGUAAAGGCCAUCUUCGAUCCUCGCCAGGCCGAUUUCGCCAGGAUGAUAGCAAACGGGCAUGUGUGGGUGGAUGACGUAAUCCACGAGACAAUUGUAGAGAUCACGGAGAUUGGUACUAAGGCAGCUGCUGCCACCGGCACUUCCCUCAACCGGAUGGGAAGUUCCAGGAGCUUCGUGGUUGAUCGACCAGCCAUCUUCUUUAUACGGGACCUGAAGUCGGGUCUCCCGCUCUUCUGGGGCAGAUUAGUGAGACCUGAGGUUUUAAGUCAGGCAGCUGGGUGAGUCUCACACUUCUUGAAUAUGUAAUUCAGUCAUUUUAGGAAUGGUAGAAAUUCCAUGUAACAUUAAUAUCACCAUUGGCACUGCCCUGUAUCCUAGAGGCCAGUUAUUACUCCGAUGCACACGCGCCUUCCUUCACGUCUUGACCAAGUUAUCACACUACACUUCAUACCCGAGUCAAGGUCUUACUGUUCUUUUUAGAAGGCAAUGUAGUUAAAAACAUCUUGCUGAUGGUAAGGGAAGUUGAACUUCCUAAUUAUAAUAAGAAGUGUUCAAUGCCUACAUUUACAAAUUACUUUAGGGAGAGUUAUAUAUGUAUAUGCUGUUUAUUUAAUAUAUUUAAUUAUUUUA